CGCCCUAAAAUUUUUAAUUCUCCCGCAAGAUAAUAGUUUCUGAAUUCGGCUCUUGGAAUCUCUCAAUCGUCGUCGGAUUCGAUAAAGCUCUUAAAAGUAUCGAUCUUUCACGGUGCAAUCAUGGAUUCUGUUUCGAAAGAUAUGAUCAACGAUUUGCCGGACGAACUUCUUUGCCAUGUUCUGUCGUUCCUCACUACGAAAGAAUCUGCUUCAACCUCGAUUCUCUCGAGAAGAUGGCGUAACCUACUUGCGUUUGUUCCAAACCUUGAGUUUGAUGACUCGGUCUUUCUGCAUCCUGGUAAAAGGGUUAAGAAUCCUCUACAUGAGGCUGGUUUGUUUGGUUUCGUUUACGUGGUUAACAACAAAAGGUUGAAGCUUUCUACAAGCUUUGUGGAUUUCGUGGAUAGGAUCUUGGAUUUACAAGGCAACUCUCGUCUAGACAAGUUCUCUCUAAAGGUGGUAGAUCAUCAUGACCCUGUUGAUCGAGAUAGUGUCAUUCGUUGGAUUCACAAGUUCUUGGUACGUGGUUUAUCGGAUUUUCGACUAGUCGUGGAUUUGAAGGAUUGGAGAUCUCGGCUUCCUGAAAAGAUCUUCUUGAGCGAGACACUGGUUAAGCUGACUAUUGAAAUUAGAGAUGGCCCUUGCAUUAAUGUGAAAGAUUUUCAUCUUCCAAAGCUUAAGACUCUCUCUCUCAAGUCAGUUAUGUUUGAUGAUAGGGAAAUUGGGUUCAGCAAACUUCUUUCUGGUUGCUACAUCCUUGAAGAACUUGUUCUCGAUCAUAUAUGGUCGUGUCUUUGGGAUUCUUGCUCUGUUUCUGUCUCCACUCUCAAGAGGCUGACGAGUUGUUGCGAGAACGUCAAGUUUUGGGAUCCCCACGGUGAAAAUCCAAAUAGUGCGUCUUUUGAUACUCCAAAUCUUGUCUACUUGGAAUAUGCUGAAGCCAUAGCCACCACGUAUCCGAAAGUGAAUUUUGAUUCGCUUGUUGAAGCCAAAAUCGAUAUUUGGAUGACAGAUGAUCAGAUAGAAGCAGUAGGUUUCGUAGACAAUGAGGAAAACUAUAUGGUUGGCAAUGCAGCAGCUUUUCUAGUUGGUAUCAGCAAUGUUCGAGUCCUCUACCUAUCUUCCGACUCUCUCGAGGUACUCACGUAUUGUUGCAAACCAAUACCAGUAUUCAACAACCUGACUCAUUUAACUAUCGAGAGUAACCCCAAAGUUGGUCUGAAACCAUUACCAAAGCUGCUCAAGAAUUCUCCAAAACUCGAAACUCUCGUCUUCCAAGACCUCCUUCACAUAGAGACAGAGGAGGAGGAGGACGUUGCUAUAUCAUCAAGUUCGGUGAAAGUGCUAAAGAUAUUCAUCAGUGAUGCUGAAAAAAUAGAAAAGAAAAUAGAGAAGGUCAAGCACUUUUUGGAGACAAUGCCAAAUGUUCAACAACUGGUUUUAUACUAUGGAGUGAAAGUGUCAUCGCAACUUCAGAUGCUUAGUAGGUUAGCUUCACCAAAGUGCAAGAUCCACCUUAUCCCUAGUAACCUCUGAUUCGUAUCAUCUACAGUUGCCACUUGGGUAUUGACGAAAUGAGGGAGGUCCUCUUCUUUAGGAGAACAUUUAUAGUUUCUGACUUUGUGGUUAUAUCAAAACCAUAUAUGGAUGUGUCUACAAGUUCUUCAUAUACACUUGCUGAAAGAUAUAUAUACUCUUACCAAGACUAGUACAGGUUCUUCCUUCUUUCGUUUUAGCAUCAAAGUUUCUAAAUACAUGUUUUAGU
Camelina sativa (false flax) is the source of this 1765-nucleotide messenger RNA. Its product is annotated as putative F-box/LRR-repeat protein At3g59170. The record is from RefSeq and is a predicted model, not a curated record. Gene Ontology annotation, molecular function: protein binding. Lineage: Eukaryota; Viridiplantae; Streptophyta; Magnoliopsida; Brassicales; Brassicaceae.